AUGGAGCUCCCCGAUGAACGUCAUGAAGUGAGUAUUCGCAAAAUUUCUGCAGAAAUGAAUUCUGCUCUGAGAAAGCGUUUCCAAUCCGAGUUCUGAAUCUAAUGCCGCGUACAAAGUGAGAAACACGCGGAAAUCUAGUAGAUUUUGCAGUCAAAGAAAAUUAACCCAAAAAUAUUUUAAUAUUUUGAAACAAGCCUGAUCGCCCCGGCUAUGCCGGACUACAGCUGUAGGCUUGCUAGGGUCGCCCUUAUGUUAUGAACGCAAUCCGACCACUCGGCAAAGGCACGCCACUUUUGCGCAAACUUUAAGGAUCCUCGCAGAUUUUGCGCGAACUUUAAGGCAUGUCGAAAUUGUUAUGGAAACUUUGCAUUACUGUUCGCUUUUUUCAGCUUGUUUUUAUGCGUUUUGUUGUUUUUUUUUGUUGCUUAUCAAAUUGAAACUACUUAUCUUUUUCCGUAUUUCCUCGGUUUGAGCGCAUUUCAAGCGAAAUUUCAGUUGGAUUUCGUUUAGAAGCGAGUGUUAUUGAAAAUUUGUAUGAAAUCACUUGAAUUCGAGCUACUUCACAAUUAUUUAAGAUGUUUGAACGAUUCACAUGCUCGUACUUUUGUACUAUAUCACAUUCUUUUCUGGUUCAGAUAGAACAGGAACCACUGUCAAGAGAAAAAUGGAUCCGGACGAAACUAUCGACUUCAGUCAAAAAGUGUCCAAGUCAUUUGUCUCGAAAUGAGACUCGGUGAGUUCCGUUCGAAUUAAGACUGUUAUAUGAUUACGUGAGAUAUGAUUCAGAAGAGAAGUGGAACCAGAGUUGAGCGGAAUCGAUUUUUUGAAAAGGCGGAAUUCAAUUUUUUUUAGCGGAAGGCGAAAAGACGCGGCAUAGACACGGCCGUUACUCCUCCGAUUCAUGAAUCACAAGCGUGUUUCAGUGAGUUAACAGAGAAUUUUAUAACUCGUAGAUAAGAAUUUCAGAUUUUGAGGAUGGUGUCUCCUACAUCGCCUGCAUUUUCACUUAUAACAACAUGUCUUUUUUCAGUUAUGAACGUGACGAAGACUAUACAAUCACUGAUUUCUAA
Molecule: messenger RNA, 1070 nt
Organism: Caenorhabditis sp. 36 PRJEB53466
Lineage: Eukaryota; Metazoa; Nematoda; Chromadorea; Rhabditida; Rhabditidae
Source: the annotation of a GenBank genome assembly